AUGUUCCCCAGAUCGUGUUACAAGUGCGGAGAAACCGGCCACAUCGCCGACAACUGCCAACAGACCGAGCGUUUGUGCUACAACUGUCGUCAAGCCGGCCACGAGUCGUCUGCUUGCCCAGAACCAAAAACCACCAACUCUAAGCAAUGCUACUCUUGUGGAGACGUUGGCCACGUCCAAGGUGACUGUCCAAACUCUGCCCAAGGCUCCAAAUGUUACAACUGCUCCGAGUUCGGCCACAUUUCCCGUCAAUGUCCAAAGAACGAGGGUGCUUCCACCACCGCCGCUUCUACUGGCGCUGCUCCUCAAAGAAAGCCACGUUUCGGCGGUAACAACAAGAGUCCUUCGUGCUACAAGUGCGGUGGACCAAACCACUUUGCCAAGGAUUGCCAGGCUGGCUCCGUCAAGUGUUACUCUUGUGGUAAGAGUGGCCACAUCUCCAAGGACUGUAGUGUUCCAACUGAUAAGGUUGCCAAGGCUUGUUACAGCUGCGGUAAGACUGGCCACAUUUCCAAGGACUGUGUUCCUGUGGCUUAA
Australozyma saopauloensis is the source of this 537-nucleotide messenger RNA. RefSeq names its product mRNA-binding translational activator (gene GIS2). Gene Ontology annotation, biological process: positive regulation of cytoplasmic translation. The record is from RefSeq and is a predicted model, not a curated record. Gene Ontology annotation, molecular function: single-stranded RNA binding; zinc ion binding; translation regulator activity. Lineage: Eukaryota; Fungi; Ascomycota; Pichiomycetes; Serinales; Metschnikowiaceae. The transcript has a single exon. The coding region runs from base 1 to 537 and encodes 178 amino acids. Gene Ontology annotation, cellular component: cytoplasm.